Oreochromis aureus is the source of this 2662-nucleotide messenger RNA. RefSeq lists its product as uncharacterized. The coding region runs from base 33 to 1079 and encodes 348 amino acids. Lineage: Eukaryota; Metazoa; Chordata; Actinopteri; Cichliformes; Cichlidae. The record is from RefSeq and is a predicted model, not a curated record. The transcript has 6 exons. Gene Ontology annotation, biological process: response to bacterium.
CCUACAAGUCCAUAACAAAAGACAUUCACAAGAUGAUCGUGUUAUGGGUUACGCUCCUUCUUCUCCAUCAAGGACAUUUCUGUGUGUUUUCUAUGAAAUUAGAUACACUUGUUCCAGUAACUACAGUCCAACUUGGGGAAACUGUAACCAUCCCAUGUCAUCUGCCAGCGAUUGAGACCAUUCGUAAAGAAGUCCAUUGGUACAAGCAGAGUGCCGGGGACACCCUGAAAGUAAUUUGCACAAUGAGGGAAUCUGCAACACCUGAGUUUGCACCUGAGUUUAAUAACUCCAGAUUGAAGGUAAAUCACGAUAAACAUUUUACCAACCUGACCAUUUUGAAGACAAAUCAAGAGGACGAGGGAAUCUAUCACUGUGGAUUCACAGAGUGGCGUAAGAAUACUAAAUGGACGGGGACGUAUUUGUUAGUUAAAGGAAACACCCAGAGAACGUCAAACUACACUGUUGUUAAGGAGAAAGCAGUCCAUCCAGGAGACUCUGUGACUCUUCAGUGUUCAGUCCUCUCCAGCUCUAACAGAAAGACAUGUCCAGGAGGUGACAAUGUGUUCUGGUUCAGGGAAGCAAAUACAUCUCAUCCUAGCAUCAUAUACACUGAUGGAAACAGACAUCAUGAAUGUGAGAAAAGAUCUGAUACUCAGCAGAGCUGUGUUUAUCGCUUGUCUAAGAACAUCAGCUCCUCUGAUUCUGGGACUUACCACUGUGCUGUGGCCACAUGUGGAGAAAUAUUAUAUGGAAAUGGAACAAAACUGGACAGUCGAGAAACCAGAGUGUGGUUACAGAUGGCAGGCAGCAUAAUUUUUCUACUGUGCAGUGUCUUGGCUAUAAGUCUGAUUGUUAUAGUUGCCCUCAUUUGGACGAUCAAGAAAAACAGUGAUCAUUGCAGAGCUGAUAUCCAGAGGAAAUAUUUUACUGAUCAGAAGAAACAAGAGAAUAAGGACACAUGGAUGUUUUCUGUUGUUGUUUUUACCACAAUGAAAGCUGAUGGAUGCACAAAAAAGAAUGCAAAACCUAUGAAGAAGGAGCAGAUCUACACAGCUGCCGAGGCGUUUCUCUUCGGUUAGGCAUAUUUACCAUCCUUUGAUAUGAAAUUACCUAAUUGAUGUUUGCUUAGACAUAGUUAUAUUAAAUGCAUCUAGAUAAUGAAAAUGUGGACUUCUGCAUACAGCUAUAGUAACAAAGUAUAUCUCUUUAAAUUCAAUGGUCUUUGGUUUUAUAGAGGUAGCAAACUUACUUACUUAGAUCAUUUUCAGUACCUGCUUCUACUUUUCCUGCUAAUUUCUAUGGAAGGAAUCAAAGUUUUUUAUUCUGCAUUUUAGCUUAAUUUUUGUAACAUAAAUAUGAUACAAUGCAAUAUGUUUUGUCGUUCAUCUGAAGUUGUAUUUAGCUCACUAUGAAAUCUGCUGGGAAUGGGUUUUUAAAAUUUUUUUAUUAUGUGUUGAUAUACACCUAAGAACUGAAAGGAUUAACAUUCCUAUCGUGGUGUGAUCAUUUGUGGUCUGAUUGUUGCUUUUCUCUGUCCUGUUUUCUUACUUCCUGUCUUAUGUCCCGCCGUUAAUGAAGCUUCAGAUUUAUUGAACAGUAUGGAUGGAUUCAACCAGGGGAAUCAUAUCUCACACAAGUCUAUAGAUUUAACAUUAUACAUAGCGAACAGCUAUUUUCAUCUGUACAAAAGACAAUGAAAUGUGCAACGGUGAGCAGUUAAAAGGAAGUUUCCUGCAUCAGUGUAUAGGAAUUUUGACCAAAUUUUUGCAGUCUUGUUGUAAUGAAAUAUCUUUUCUUUUUUUUGUUCCAUAUAAGUGACAUUGUAUGUUUGUAAGGGGACAUGUGGUAAACACAUCUAAGUAAUGACACGUAUGUUGGUGCAGUGAAUCAAAGUAAAAUGCAUUUAGUUCAGUUACUGUUUGUUUCAUUGCACCAACAUGAGUGAAAGCAGUUUAGGUGGCCUGUACUGAGAGUUGUGAAAGUCCAACCUAACAACGUGCACACGGUCGGGUGGUGACAAUCUGUCCUUGUGAAGCAAUGUAAAUGCAUUGGUUCUUAUAUAGCACUUUUCUACUCUAAGUACUCAAAGCUCUUUAUACAACUUCCCUCAUUCACCCAAAUAUUUUUUUUCUAUGAUUUUUCUAAACAAGUUCUUUCUGUCUAACAUUCACACACAUAUGCAUUGGAUGCAAUGAGGGUUUAGUAUCUUGCCCAAGGAUAUUUGACACAAACCACCAACGUUCUGAUUAGUAGAUGAGCUGCUCUACCUCCUGAGCUACACCCACCCCAAUUUCAAUCCACUCCUACGUAGUUCACAGUCUGAAAUGACAGACAUUUCAGAUUUUAUUUAACUGGGAAUAAUGCAGGAGUCAGAAACAUUUGCUUUGCUUUGCUUUCAGGAAAUAUCCUAGUACCCAAUAGCCAUAUUUACCAAAUUGCUGGCUUUGUGAGUGUUGACAUGUCCAACAUGAUUGGAGGCACUUAUGUUCACUUAAAAAAAAAAGGCAAGAGAGAGAGUUAUGUUCUAGGUUCUAGUGCGAUCUUACUAAAGGCAUCUAGAAAUGGAGACAUUUUACUCUUCACUGUUAAGCUUGAUACAUGUCUUCUAUCAUGUCAGAGAGAUUAAGAUCCCCUGGCUGACUCAUCUCCAUUCAAAGGAGGG